AUGGAGGGCGGGGCCAGGAGUGCGGCCUGCGCUGCCCGCGGUGGCGGAGGAGGCUCGCGGUCUGGCGGAGAUCAGGAACAAUCACCGACUUCAUAUUUGCGUCUGUGCUUAUUUUUGUCCGUCUGUUUACAGCAAAUUCUGGAAGAGCAUGACUUUAAAGAAGAAGACUUUGGCCUCUUUCAGCUGGCAGGCCAAAGGUGCAUUGAAGACGGGCAUAUAAACCAGCUGCUACAAGUUAUCCAGGAUGAAAGGAACAAGACCAUCAUUAAGUCUAUGGGCUGGAAUCUCGUUGGUCCUGUUGUUCGAUGCCUCCUGAGGAAUGGGGAAGAAGAUAAGAGAGACUGUUUGCUGAUGUUUGAUUUGCUGGUGAAGUUAUGUAAUCCAAAGGAAUUGUUGUUGGGUUUGCUUGAACUCAUUGAAGAGCCUUCUGGAAAACAGAUUUCCCAGAUUAUUCUUCUUUUACUUCAGCCACUGCAGACAGUCAUUCGGAAGGUUCCCAACGAGGCUUACUCACUUGGCUUGGCCCUGUCCACCCUGUGGAGUCAGCUGUCGCUGCUUCCUGUCCCACACUCAGAAGAGCAGAUACGGGCAGAUGAAUAUGGCCUGUGUCAGUGCUGCAAGGCCUUAACAGAGUUCACGAGACCUUUUGUGGAAGACAUGAUAAAUAACAAAGAAAACAAGUUAAAAGAUGAAGUACUGAAAUUCUGCUUCAAAAGCUUGAAAUGCCCGCUGCUGACAGCACAGUUCCUUGAACAGUCUGAAGAAGUUGGAAAUGACCCUUUUCGGUGUUUUGCAUCUGAAAUAGUAGGAUUUUUAUCACAAAUUGGACAUCCUGUCCCCCAAAUUAUUCUUAAUCAUGGAAGAAAAAAAAAGACUUGGGAUUACCUUGAAUUUGAGGAAGACGAUGACAAACAACUGGCAGACUCUGUGGCUUCUCUGACAUACCUAGUAUUUGUUCAGGGCAUCGGUGUUGAUCAGUUUCCAAUGGUCCUAAGCCCAUCAUAUCUUUUGCAGCUGAACAUGGAGCACAUUGAAGUGUUUCUGCAAAAAACAGAACAGUCUGUUUUCUCCAAAGGAUUGGAACUUCUGGAGACUAGCUUAUUGAGAUUAGAAGACGACAGCCUACUUUACCAGUACUUAGAAAUCAAGAGUUUUCUAGCAGUUCCUCAGGGCUUAGUCAAAGUAAUGACACUUUGCCCUAUUGAGACGUUGAGGAAGAAAGGUUUAGCCAUGCUUCAGCUGUUUAUCGACAAGUUGGACUCACAAGGCAAAUACACAUUGUUUAGGUGCUUAUUAAAUACAAGUAAUCACUCAGGUGUAGAAGCCUUUAUAAUUCAAAAUAUCAAAAAUCAAAUUGAUACCUCAUUUAAGAAAACACGUAACAAAUGGUUUGCAGGCACACAGCUGACCUCCCUGCUGCACUUGGUCCUGUCCCUCCCCGAGGGCGCUGAGACAGAUUUACUGCAGAACUCAGAUCGGAUUAUGGCUUCAUUAAAUUUAUUGAGGUAUUUGGUCAUCAAAGAUAAUGAAAAUGACAAUCAAACUGGAUUAUGGACAGAACUUGGAAAGAUUGAAAAUAAUUUUUUAAAGCCACUUCAUAUAGGACUUAAUAUGUCAAAAGCACAUUAUGAAGCAGAAAUUAAAAACAGCCAGCAAAAUAGCCAAGCCUCGAUGUGUAAAGGUGUUUGCUCAGUGACAGUAGGAGGAGAAGAGAUGCCUGCAAUGCCUCCUGAGAUGCAGCUCACGGUCUUACACUCAGCUCUUUUCACAUUUGACCUGAUUGAAAGUGUUCUGGCCCGAGUAGAAGAGCUCAUUGAAAUCAGGACCAAGUCCACCUCUGAAGAAUAUGUUGGAUAAAGUAAAAAUUCUGUUACA
Molecule: messenger RNA, 1875 nt
Organism: Acomys russatus (golden spiny mouse)
Lineage: Eukaryota; Metazoa; Chordata; Mammalia; Rodentia; Muridae
Gene: Glmn
Product: glomulin, FKBP associated protein
Exons: 18
Coding region: 1-1857 (618 amino acids)
Cellular component (GO): cytoplasm
Molecular function (GO): ubiquitin-protein transferase inhibitor activity
Source: RefSeq, a predicted model, not a curated record